Arabis nemorensis is the source of this 360-nucleotide messenger RNA. Lineage: Eukaryota; Viridiplantae; Streptophyta; Magnoliopsida; Brassicales; Brassicaceae. The record is from the annotation of a GenBank genome assembly.
AUGAGCCACAACACCAAACCUAGAAGCUCUUCUUUUAGUGUGAAGGAUGAUGAUUCUUUGAAGUUUAUGCAAUCAGCCAAGAAGCUGUUCACUUCACCCACCACGACGCCUGCUUACGCUGCACGGACCAAGAAAUCGCUGAGUCAAAGAGAUGCGUUCGAAGACAAUGUUGUGGAAGAUGCUUGCAGAAGCUUUGAGAACUAUCUGAUUCAUCUGAUUGUUGAAGAAGGGAAAAUGGAUGACUUAAUGGACAUUGAGGAGCUUCUCUUCUGUUGGAAGAAUCUUAAGAGCCCUGUCUUUAUUGAACUCGUCUCCAGAUUCUAUGGUGAGCUCUGCAGAGACCUGUUUUCAAGUGAAUGA